Messenger RNA from Nicotiana tabacum (common tobacco), 1219 nucleotides. RefSeq lists its product as uncharacterized. Gene Ontology annotation, cellular component: membrane. The record is from RefSeq and is a predicted model, not a curated record. Gene Ontology annotation, molecular function: zinc ion binding; ubiquitin-protein transferase activity. Gene Ontology annotation, biological process: protein ubiquitination. NCBI's taxonomy places the organism in Eukaryota, Viridiplantae, Streptophyta, Magnoliopsida, Solanales, Solanaceae.
GCAAAGAAUGAAGAAGAAAAUAUGUUGAGGCUUAAGACUCUGUUUUCUUCUCUUGCAAAAAUGCCAUCCCAUUCUUAUAAGUUUUCCUCUUGUUAAUAAUUCAUUCACUUUUCUUUCCCGUUAUUCAACUUGUUUCUUGGUAUCAUCCGUAGAAUCAAAGGUGAGCUGUGUUGCGAACAGGAAGUUAUUUUCACAAAGACUAUAUGAUGGACAUUCAUGUAGAGUGUACACCAAGGAAGAUGGAAGAAUGUAGGAUUUGCCAUGAUGCUGAUGAAGAUUCAAACAUGGAGAUUCCCUGUUCUUGCCGUGGAACCCUCAAGUAUGCCCAUCGCAAAUGUGUACAGAGGUGGUGCAAUGAGAAGGGGGAUACUGUCUGUGAAAUUUGCCGCCAGAAUUUUAAGCCAAACUAUACUGCACCAGCUCCUGUGUUUGGCCGAUUUCCAAUGAACAUGAGAGGAAACUGGGAGAUUUCCAUGAAUAGCCUUGAUUAUCCUCAAUUUGUUGCAUUGGCUUCUGCAGACCACAAUUUUCUUGAUUAUGACUUUGAUGAGUAUUCAGUAUUUUAUCCAACAAGUUUGAUAUGCUGCCGCAUGGUUGCCAUAACGUUUGUGCUUCUUCUGAUGUUACGUACAAUCCUGCCACUUAUCCUUAGUGUUGCUGGAGAUAAUUCGAUAACAUUGAUCAUGUUAUCAGUGUUGAAAACUGUCGGAAUCCUACUGGCGGUCUAUGCAUUGGCGAAAGUUUUUCUUGCCAUACGACAUCGCAGGCAUCAACAGGAUCUUCAUCACUCUCAGAUUACCCCAUCAGAUGAGGAAACUGAGUUGCCAUUACAACAGCAUCCGCAUUCUCAGAUUGCUCCAUUAGAUGAUGAGAAUGAACUACCACUACAGCCACCUCGGCCACAUUUUAUACAUGUCCAAUGAAUCCUUAAUUAGCUUAAAAGACUAAAAUCUCAACACCAGUGGGAAGUUUGGCAUUGCAACUGGUGGUCCUCUAUUAAUGUUCAUCAGCUCGCUGCUCCGUGAUGGAGUAUUCUUCUGCUGAGAUUCGAUCAUAAGAUGGUUGAGCAAAUUGAUUGUCGCCAUACAUAUUAGGCAAAGCAGCAAAAAGAAAUCAAAUGAUCUGGUGUAACAGUAUCUGCUAGCUUUGCUUGUAUAUCUUGUAACCCAUCUUACUUCAGAUUUACUUUUAACAUUACAAGAGAAAAUGACGUGUAGCA